Numida meleagris (helmeted guineafowl) is the source of this 4120-nucleotide messenger RNA. It is a transcript of the gene FNDC10, whose product is annotated as fibronectin type III domain containing 10. The record is from RefSeq and is a predicted model, not a curated record. The transcript is spliced from 2 exons. NCBI's taxonomy places the organism in Eukaryota, Metazoa, Chordata, Aves, Galliformes, Numididae. The coding region runs from base 1442 to 2089 and encodes 215 amino acids.
GGGAGCUAGAGCUGCGCGGGGCUCAAGGAGGCAAAGCUGCCUUGGUUUGGCUCCAUGCGUCUCCUGAACACCCGCACACUUCUCAGGCAGAGCUGCCCGGGCUUCAUCUGAGCAUCCCAGCCAGAGCUUCCCAGGUAACACAGUGGAGAAAAGCUCUACCAAUGUAGGAGGAGGAUGGCAGGGGUGGUGGACAUCAUCCAUGCUCGACUUACGCUGGCUGUCCUGUCCACUAAACCCCAGAGGAUGCUCUCUGUCUUCACAAGAGCCGUUCCCAGCUGAGGUCUGAGGACGCCUCAGCAGGUGCCUUACGGAUUGCUUUUUGGGAACUGCACCGCCCAGCCAACUUUCCAUUCUGAGGGCUUCUGCAGGAAUAGUGCAGAGUGAGCUGUUCCAAAAAGCUGGGGAUUUGUGAGGGGAAGAAGCGGGGCUACGUUAGCUGGCAGCUGUUUCCCUUUUCAUUAAGGAACGCUUCCCAUGCUGCUGGUCGCCAUCGGCUUUUAGGCAGUUUAAGUUGGUUAUUUUGGAAGGACUAAAGUUCAGUUGUAAACAGUAUUCUGUACUCAGAGCAAACGAUGAGGAGCACGCUGUCUUCCAGCAGGAUUUAUGGCCUUCCUUUUUUUCAGCGGAUGGAAAGUAAUUCCUGGCUUCGGAGCUGUUUAAAAGCUUUCAGGUUACUAUAUAAAGCCUGAGCAAAACACAAACAAAAUCUCCCCACAGAUAUUGGUGUGGAACGAAAGCUGCAAACUGGGGAAGACAGGCCUUAACCAGACCCUUUAAAAACUGCUGGGGUUAAGUAUGUAUUUAUUCCUUCCUUAUUUAGAGACCUUUCGUAUCCACGUUGAGACAAGUCUGUGCUUCCAAUACCAAUCUUUUGGGGUCGCCCAGUCAGCAUCUCGGUGUGGAUGUGACAGCAGGGUUGGGGCCGUCGCGCUGGUGACGGGAAGCAGUUUGUGCAGGGCUGAGCCAAGGAACCUUUUGCCUCAGCCCGCUGUGCCCCCGUUCCCACCGUGUUACCCCUGCUAUCAGCUGUGCCACCGGGGGGAGGUAUCUUUUCCCCGCGUUACAUCCUUGCUGCGCAUCUCUGAGUUGGAACGCGGAGCCAAUUAAAAAAAAUAAACCCGGGGAAAAAAAAAAAACACCACCACCGCAAUCGUCUUUCCUCCGAGCCAGGCGCGGCCCGGCCCCGUUGCAGCCUCCCGGCCCCGCUCCGAGCCCUGCCGCCCCCCGGGGGCACCGCGGCGGGGGGGCCCAGGCCCGCGCUCCCCGCAGCCCCGCUGCCCGGCGGCGAGUGCUCCGCAGCCCAGCGAGAGUUAACGCCGGAGCCGCCUCUCCAUUGGCGGCCGGCGCAGCGGCUGCGGAGCCCGCGCUUAUAACGGGCGCACGGGGCGGCCGCAGCCCCUCCGCCGGCACCGCGGCUCGGCUCCAUGCCGCGGCGGCCGGCAUGCCCCGCCUGCUGCCGGCCCUGCUCGCCCUGCUCUGCUUCGGGCCGCCGCCGCCCGCCCCGAGGGCUCCGCUCGCCGAGGCCGCGGCGGAGCCGGAGCCGGAGCCGGAGGAGCCGUGGUGCCCCUACAAGGUGCGGGCCGAGGGCUCGGCGAGCGGGCGGCUGUGCUUCCGCAGACCGGCCCUCGGCUUCCAGUGCGCGGCGCGGGCCUGCCGCGCCCACCGCUCCCCGGGCGGCGCGCUGGUGGCCAACGUGCUGCGCAACGGCAGCGUGCUGCUGCAGUGGGCGCCGCCGCGCCCCGGCGCCGGCCUGCGCGGCUUCGCGCUCAACUGCUCCUGGGACGGCACCUACACGCGCUUCCCCUGCGACAGCGUGGAGCUGGGCGCCGCCUGCCGCGACUACCUGCUGCCCGAGGCGCACGGCAGCGUGCGCUACCGCCUCUGCCUGCAGCCCCGCUACGCGCCGCCGCGCCCCGCGCCGCCCGCCCACUGCGUGGAGUUCCGCGUGGAGCCGGCCGCCAUGCGGGACAUCGUCGUAGCCAUGACGGCCGUGGGGGGCUCCAUCUGCGUCAUGCUCGUCUUCAUCUGCCUGCUGGUGGCCUACAUCACCGAGAACCUGAUGAGCCCCGCCGCGCCGCGCCGCGCCUAGCGCCGCCCGCCCCCUGAGCGGCCGCUGCGUCAGGCUGGGGGUUCCGUGCGCGUUCGGAGCGGGUUCGCUCGGGGCGUCGUUGCGAGCUUCGGUUGGCUUGGGUUCGUCUUUUCCAGACUUCCGGGAGUUGGGGUGGUUUGAUUUGAUUUGAUUUUUUGUAUAUUUGGAGCUCUUUUUCCGUAGGGCGGCUUUUCAGCUGGAGCCAUACUCGGUUUCUGAACUCGUAGGGUCUCAGUGGAUUAAAAACGAAUCGUGGCAAAAAUCCACAAGUGCCGGGAAAUUUUCCAUUUUAGAAGCAAGCGACAGAUCCCACAGAGGGGCCUGUGCAGAAGGACACUUAAGAGCGUGCUUACUUUAAGCCCGUGCUUAAGUCUCCUUGCUCUAGAUGGGUUGGACUCGGUCCUUCUGGGUCCCUUCCAGCUCGGGGUAUUCUCUGAUUCUGCGAGCUGUCCCACUCUACAAGAAUGACUAAAAAGACACCAUUUCUAGGAAAAUCCCACCUCACUGCAAAGCGUGAACUGAUCUUAACUUAGGAAAUGAACACCGUCCCUGCUCCCUGAGCUCCCCCCGCCUCUCUUGAUGUUAGGAAUGCUGUGUGGAGCUGCACUAAGGUAAAUCCACCCGGAACACAGAACUCACUGACGUUGUAGCCGAGUGUUUGGAGCGUAGGAACACUCCUCGUUAACUGCUCACUCAAUGCUGUAGUCAAUAAGGUUUUAGCCAUAUUCGAGUAUUAAUUCUCUUGUGCCUUAGUGUUGAGAUUUUGUCCCAUUUCGGUGUAUCUGUCCCCGUAGCCUUCAGACAGCUCUCGUCUCAAACUGCUGUGUUGUUUUGUUUUUGAAAGCAAACUUUGCUGCUCAUUACUUGAACUUUAGUGUAUACCUGCAAUAGUCCGUUACCAUCUGAGAGCUGCUGCGUGUAGUUUUUAUUCAGUUUCUAUAUACUCGACUGCUGUGGUAGAAGAUGACUUUGUAUCACGUAAACAUACCGAAAGCAAAAGUAGAAAAACCUCAUCUCCUGCGAUGGGGCAUUGCUAUGAGCAUACUUCGGCUUCCUGUGUGAUCUGUUUGUGUCAAUGUUCAUCGCUGCUCAAUAACCCAUGGGCUUUUCUUUAGUGGAGUAGUUUGCCAAGUAUAAACUUGCUGUUAGAGAGUGAAUAUAGGAAGUAUAUGCAAUCCCGAAUACAAUGCAGUGUUUGUACUGACCGUCAUCCCUCCAGUAACGUGAGAGCGGUUCGGAGGCUGCAGGUCUGUGUUUGAGCAGGCAGAAAUUCCUGUGUGUCAUUUCUGCUUCGUUUGCUUUCUCGCACGCGGCUGAGAUUUAACGCUGCUCUCUGCUCGUUUGCCGAUGUAUCUGAUGGAAGCAGCCUGACCAUAUCUGGGGUGGCAGUAACGGAAGGACAGCGUCUUUCAUCGUCACCGAAGGACGAUGUCGUAUUUAUUUACUUUUGUCCCUAAGGAAAUUGACUGCUCAAAGACGAGGCAAUCACAUUUUAAGAACAUUAAGACUAAUUGCAUCUAGUGGUUUAGCUCAGUGAAUUUAAACACAGAGUGAAUUGGGCUCUAAGGUCUCAGGUCAGUCUCUUCUGUAGCCAGUUCUGCACAGGACUGCCAGAGCGGCACUGAUUUUGUACAUCACUGUCAGCCAGCAUUACUGUGUUGGUCUUCAUUUGUUGUGAACUGCCAGAUGUGAAAAUUAACUGUACAACUAACGAGCUUUGUACCACGUUGGCAUUGACCUUAAUAAAUUAAGAGAAUAAUGAAAUGAAAAAAAAAAAAAUCACAUUUCACGGUUCGAGAAUUAUUUUACUCACCAAGUGAACAAACCUGGUUGUAAUGAUACCUACUGUAAAAUGAUAACGUGAUUGGGAAAUUGAAAAUAGUUAUUCUCUUAAUACUCGAUUUCUGUUUCCUGGAGGUUUAGACUGGAGGAUCAUGGGAUGAUUCGGGUUAGAAGGGAUCCCUGGAGGCCAUCUAGUUCAACCUGCUGUUCGAAGUCGUGCAUGAAAACUCACUGAGUGAAAAAUCCUUC